This is a messenger RNA of Poecile atricapillus (Black-capped chickadee), 2041 nucleotides long. RefSeq names its product serine/threonine-protein kinase PAK 3-like. The record is from RefSeq and is a predicted model, not a curated record. Gene Ontology annotation, molecular function: protein serine/threonine kinase activity; ATP binding. Gene Ontology annotation, cellular component: cytoplasm. The transcript has 12 exons. Gene Ontology annotation, biological process: regulation of MAPK cascade; regulation of actin cytoskeleton organization; protein phosphorylation. NCBI's taxonomy places the organism in Eukaryota, Metazoa, Chordata, Aves, Passeriformes, Paridae. Bases 1 to 1620 code for a protein of 539 amino acids.
AUGUACACGCCGGGGACAUUGGGAGAAAACGGGGUACAGUCUGCAGACGUGUGCAGCGCAGCCAAAAUGAUGCAGCAAGUGGUUGCUGCAGUUGGCACUCUGUUCUCUGUGGCUUAUUCGGGGUAUUUUUUAACCCACUUGGCACGGCACCUCACGCGUGGAUCCCGAGCAGCUCCUCCUUCGGGCACCAAAGCAGCAUCAGCUCCUCCUCUGGCUCCCUCUGCUUGCAAAGAGGAGGCCAAAGAGGAGGAAGAGAGCAGUGAACUUCCCGCUGUUCUGGGAGACGAGGGCGAACACCCCGCGGUUUGGGAAUACAACGGCGAGGCUCCCGCGGUGUGUGACAAGGACAGUGGACAUCUCCCGGUGUGGGACGAGGACAGUGGAUGUCCCCUGAAGUGGGAUGAGAAUGGCCAAGCUCCCAUGGCAAGUGACGAGGAUGACGACAAUCUCCCAGUGUGGGAUGAGGACAGAGGACAUCCUGUGGCUUGGGAAGAGGAGGGUGAAGAUCUUCCAGCAUGGGAAGUGGACAGAGAACCUGCAGCAUUUUGGGAAGAGGACGGAGAAGCUGCAGUGCUUUGGGAUGAGGACGAGGAACCUCCCUCUGCUCCUGAAGAGGAAACUGAAGCUCCCUGUGCUGCAGGAUCCUGGGCUGAACAUUCUGACAGCAGCACAGCCCUGCAGCCAGAGGGGAGCAGGGAGUGGAGCCUGAUGCAGCUGAGAGAGGGAGCAUCUUCCACGUGGUUUCUUUCAGGGAACACCGUGAGCGUGGGGGAGCCUGCCGAGAAAUACCUGGAACUGGAGCAGAUUGGCCAAGGGGCUUUUGGAACCGUUUCCAAAGGACUCGACAGGGCCACUGGAGGAGAGGUGGCCAUCAAGAAAAUGAGUCUGAGAGGGCAGAACAGGGAACGAGCUGUGAAUGAGGUCGUGGUCCUGAAGGACAAGAAGAACCCCAACAUUGUCAACUCUCUGGACAGCUUCCUUGUUGAUGGAGAUCUCUGGCUGGUGAUGGAAUACAUGGAUGGAGGAACUUUGCAGGACGUUGUCAGACAGACACGCAUGGCUGAAGGAGAGAUGGCAGCUGUCAGUCAGGAGUGUCUGCAGGGCCUGGAUUUCCUCCAUUCCAUCCGGGUGAUCCACAGAGAUCUGAAGAGCUCCAACAUCCUUCUGGGAAUGGACGGCUCUGUCAAGCUGGCUGAUUUUGGCCUCUGUGCUCAGCUCAGCCCUGAGCAGGACCAGUGCAGCUCCAUGGUGGGCACUGCUCACUGGAUGGCCCCAGAAGUUGUGACCAGUUCUCCUUACGGCCCCAAGGUGGACAUCUGGUCCUUUGGCAUUGUGACCAUCGAGAUGGUGGAAGGAGAACCUCCUUACUUCCAGCAAACGGGGGCCAUGGCUCGCGCUCUGAUCCGGCAGAACGGGACCCCGCAGCUGCAGGAGCCCAGGCGCCUGUCGGCUCUGCUGCGGGACUUCCUCGAGUGCAGCCUGGAGCCGGACGAGGAGCGGCGCUACUCUGCCCAGGAGCUGCUGCAGCACCCAUUUUUGUCAUCAGCCAAGCCUCUCUCCAGCCUGACCCCUCUGAUCACUGCAGCAAAGCAACUGAGGGAGCAGCAGAGGAGGAGAUGAAGCACAGGAGGCCAGCUUUUUGUUAUAGUAGUUAGGACAAGUAGUUAGCAAUGGUAGUUAGCACUGUGAGUUAGUUAGGGUAGUUAGGACAGCCUGUUUGUUAUGGCAGUUAUUUGAAUAAAAUCUCUGUUAAAGCUCAAGUCCCUUGAGGUGUCCUGUCCUUCUCCCGCUGUGACUCAGCUGCCCGGAGCACUGCGAGGGGAGAGCGGGCCCAGCCUCGCCCAGAGCUGAGCCCCAGCAGAGCCUGGCAGAGCCCAGAGCAGCCUCGGCAUCUGCAGAGUCAGCCUGGAAGGAGGCGCUUGGAGCCUUCUGGGCUGCAGCCGGCUCUUGCUUACAAACUGUGUGCGCUGGAAAAUGCCUCUGGUUCUGCGGGAGGGCAGAAGGGGCCCGGGGAAGGCCCAAGUGCUCCAUGCAAGGGAAA